Messenger RNA from Gilbertella persicaria, 2475 nucleotides. Its product is annotated as nucleoside phosphatase family-domain-containing protein. The transcript is spliced from 2 exons. Gene Ontology annotation, biological process: nucleoside diphosphate catabolic process. Gene Ontology annotation, molecular function: nucleoside diphosphate phosphatase activity. The record is from RefSeq and is a predicted model, not a curated record. Bases 1 to 2475 code for a protein of 824 amino acids. Lineage: Eukaryota; Fungi; Mucoromycota; Mucoromycetes; Mucorales; Choanephoraceae. Gene Ontology annotation, cellular component: membrane.
AUGUCUUCAAGCCGAAUUCUGCCUGGAGAAUGGAUAAAGAAUAGACGAUAUGGUGUCAUUAUAGACGCUGGUUCUUCUGGUUCAAGAGUAUAUGUGUAUUCCUGGAAAGACCACGAAUUUACAAAGUCUUCUUUAACAGCUGAAGAACUGAAAGGCAAAAUACCUAUUGUCGAAAGAGGCGAUCAAGAUGGUCUAAAGUGGACAAGUAGAGAAGAACCAGGCAUAUCGACUUUUGGGCCUAAGCCCAAUGAAGUAGGAGAGCAUUUGGAUAUGUUGCUUGAUUUUGCAAAAGAAGUGGUACCUCGAGAACAUCAUUCUUCAACACCUAUUUUCCUUAUGGCAACAGCAGGUAUGCGCUUACUACCAGAAGAUCAACAGACUGCAUUGUUAAGUGCUACAUGCAAUUAUAUGCGCCAACACACAUCGUUCUUUAUCAGUGAUUGUGACACACAUGUACGCAUUAUUCCUGGUGAACUGGAAGGCGUCUAUGGUUGGGUCGCUGUCAAUUACCUGAUGGGCGGGUUUGAUAGUAAUAUUAAGGCAUAUACAGACAAAAAGUCUCCGGAGGAAACAGUAGAACAACACCAUACCUUUGGCUUUUUAGAUAUGGGUGGUGCCUCUGCACAAAUUGCGUUUGAACCAGAACAUCAUCAACGACAAGAACACAUGGACGACUUGACACGUAUCACACUCCAUACAUUGGACGGUAGAACAGUAGACUAUGAUGUGUUUGUCACCACCUUUUUAGGGUAUGGAAGUAAUGAAGCACGUAGACGAUACCUUGAAAACAGAGUUAAAAAGCUAUUUGCUGAUUCAAAUGGAAAGAACCUGUUAGACCAACACCAUCUACUGCAUCUAGACGAUCCUUGUCUCCCUACCAACCUGAAUAUCACAGACACAUCUUCCACCAGUGUUGCACUCGCUCUACAUGGUACAGGCAACUUUGAUCAAUGCAUUGAAUACACGGUGCCCUUAUUAAAUAAAGAUGCCGACUGUCCCACCAAGCCUUGUUUAUUCAAUGGCGUCCAUACACCCGAUAUCGAUUGGUCUGUCAAUAAGUUUGUUGGUAUUUCAGAAUACUGGUAUUCUUCACACGAUAUUCUUGGUUUAGGAGGUGUCUAUGAUUUUAUCGAAUACGAAAAAAAGGCUAAAGACUAUUGUGCAAGAGACUGGGCAGUCGUAUUGGAGGAACACAAGACCCAAGGCACACAGGAAAUGCAUCGAUACCAAAUGCAAUGUUUUAAAUCAGCUUGGAUUGUCAAUGUGCUACAUGAAGGCAUUGAGAUUCCUCGUAUUGAAAACCCAAGUGGUCAUCAUAAUCUGACUGAAGAUCAAGCUUUAUUAGAACAAACGAUUGAAAGUGUAGAACAAAAGAAUUGGAAUCCACCUUUUCAAAGUAUUGAUACCAUCAAUGAUAUUCAAGUCUCUUGGACAUUGGGUGCUAUGCUUUUACAUGUAGCAAGUAAGAUUCCUCUUGUGGAUCAUCAAGAUGGAUUCUUGGGUCAUAGUACAGAUGAUGAAGGACCUCAUGAAAUAGCAGACGGUGUCUCACAAAACCCACAUAGUACACCUGAGGAAACUCAUUCAACAAAAGAAACAGGCACCACUGGAUUCUUUCAAGAUGCUAGUAAGACAUCAACCUAUACAGCAUUUGCUGUUGCCUUAUUCAUGCUUGUUUGUGCCGUUCUGAUCUGGUUCAUGUUUAAGCGUAUCCGAAAGAGACAGUUCAACCGAAUGUCUGCAGGAGUCAAUGGUGGCAUCUUGGGCCAUGAUCCUGUCAGUCAUGCUAGUUGGAAUCCUCUUGUGUAUCUGAAUGCAUUGACUCAUUCUGUCUCACGAUCUACUGUUGCCAUCCGACACUGGGCCUCUCGUUUAUUGCGUGGUAGAAAUGGACCCAAAUACACGAGUGUCAGUAGUACUAUUCCUGUUGACAUGGAUACAUUUGAUGAUAACAUUGUUGCUGCUAAUGAGUCUAAUUCAAUCACCAUUACCAUGACACCUGAUCGCCUCUUGGGCACACCUACCAAAACACCGAGUGUUGUCUCUAAACAGUAUUGGAGCAAGAAACGAUACAGUGGUGAUAGCCAUACUAACAAUUUCCGUAUGGCUGAUGUAGUAGAAGGAUCAAGUGUCUUGCCUUUCAGGACAUCCUCUGCGCUGGGUCUGGCCAAUCGUACCAACAGUUCUUCUAGUUUGACAGCAAGAGCAGGAAGUACACCAAACCUUACUGCUAUUGAUCGUUCUCCUUCCCCACUAGCAGGCGAAGGCAAUAUCACUCGAUCUCGGUCUCGUAUGGGAUUUGUGAUACAUGAGCAAUCAGACGAAGAAGAAUAUGUCAAUAGUGAUGGUCCUCUAUUAUCCUCUGACAAUCCAGCUACUGCAUGGCUACAGAGUAGUAGUCGACUUGCUAGUCCAAGGAAUAGCCCUAGAGGUAGUCUAGAUGAAAGAAGAAAGCGAAAAGAAGAUAGUGAUUAG